Molecule: messenger RNA, 1641 nt
Organism: Peromyscus leucopus (white-footed mouse)
Lineage: Eukaryota; Metazoa; Chordata; Mammalia; Rodentia; Cricetidae
Gene: Hhla1
Product: HERV-H LTR-associating 1
Exons: 17
Coding region: 1-1641 (546 amino acids)
Source: RefSeq, a predicted model, not a curated record
AUGCCGAGCUUCUGGCUAUGUGGUGCUCCAGUGAGGCUGUGCAUAGGCCUUGCCUGUAUCUUCUCUCUCUGGAAUACAGUGUCUGCUCUCAAAGGCGAAGGCAAGAAAGAGAAGGGAAUGGCCCUCCUACCUACAACAGUGUCUGGAAACAAAGGCCUCAAGAAGGAAAAAUAUGGAUCCCUCCUUCACACAGCAGAGUCUGUCUUCAAAGGAGAAGAGAAGAUGAUAAAGGGGGUAGAGGUUCUUGCAACCACAGAACUCCCAGCAAGGUCAGUUGAUCUGUCUGCGCUCAACCUGACAGAGCUUGUGAAUGGGAUGCUCAGUAGAGCUUUAAAAGACAGCAAGCAAUUCUUCUCUGUGCUUAGCAUCACUUCUUAUAGUUCGUUUGCCUUUCACAAGGUUUCUGUGGCCAUCUACAACAUUUCCAACCCAAAGACAGUUGACCCGGCCAAAUUCCCUACCAGGUACUGCUACUGUUUGAACAAUCGGACCAAUGACUUAUCAGAUUUCACAGCUUUGCUGGUGGACAUCGUUGGAAAUUCUACCAGCUACCUCACUGAGAUUUUUAAGUCAACUUCCAUCCUCUCGGUGAGUCAGACCAAUGAAUCUGAUUGCGUCUUCAUCUGUGUGAUGGCGGGGAAGUCAGGAAGGACUUUUUCUGACUUCUGGGAGAUGGUGGAGAAAUCCCCUGUUAUCAAUUACACAUUUACCAGUGGUCUUUCCAAUGCUCUGGGUGCAACUACCAGAGGACCAGCCAUGACUCCAGGGUUCACAACCCAAAGCCAGCAGUCACUUCUAAGAUCAAAUCCUGCACCCUGGAGCACGCAGCAGGUAUCUGCUCUGAAGACCUUCCCCUGGACAAAGACAAGUACUCCUUCAGAGAAAGAGGUGACAGAAAACAAAGAGAUGUUUCCAGAACAUCCUGUUGGGACCAUAGGCACACAGAGUAGUGCCACUCACACACAGCCAACCUCAGGGAAUAUAACCAGAACACCAUGGGUGGCAAACAGACAGACAUGGGAUCCUAUAGUAUCUGUGUCUAUGUCCCAGACCAUGGAUGAUAGCACAUCUAAAGGGCCACCAUGGGCAAGCCUUCCCUCCACAUCAGCCUCCCCUGAAGAUGCCCAGCAGCCCAGGAGCACAGGGAGCCUGUUACAUCCUGCUGGGCUACUGACCACACCCAGCAGACUAGCACAGUCCAGCAUAGCCUCAGCAACACUCACCGCUGGAACACAGACUCCGAGUCCAACCAAAGCACCAGCUCCUAGGGACCCACAGACAGAUGCUGUUCCUGCAGAGGGGCCAUUCACCCCUGAGUCAGAGCCAGCCCUGGUCCCAGCAUCCCACCAAGUUUCAAGGUGUCCUCAGCCACUCCUCAAAGAGGGGGCCAUUACAGAUGCUCCUCUGCCCCUGGCCAUGAAGAAGCUCAACCCAUGCCUGAUGGAACUCUGUCGCUUCUUCCAGCAAUGCCUCUGUGCAAGCCGAAAGCGAGAUCUCAGUUCAGAAGCCAUGAGGUAUUGUCUGGAAUACUAUUCUUGGUUUCUGAAAAAUGCGACACUGAUCUGUCAGAGGGUGAAGAAGGUGUCCCACUCUCACACCUUGAAGCAAAAAUGCCUUGAGAGUGUCUGCAAGUCUGUGUGA